CGCUCGGAAACUCAGGCAGGCGCAGCUGCAGCGUUCCGGCCUUCCUGCGUUUCCAGGACGAGGCCGGCGGCAGCGGCGUGAUGGGGACUGUGGGCAUGGGGCUAGUGGACUGUCACUGCCACCUCUCCGACCCGGACUUUGACAGCGAUCUGGAUAUUGUGUUGGAGAAAGCCAAGGCGGCCAAUGUUAUAGCCCUUGUGGCAGUUGCUGAACAUUCGGGAGAAUUUGAAAAGAUUAUGCAACUUUCAGAAAGGUAUAAUGGCUUUGUCCUGCCAUGCUUGGGUGUUCACCCAGUUCAAGGACUUUCACCAGAAGACCAAAGAAGUGUCACAUUAAAGGAUCUGGAGGUAGCUUUACCCAUUAUUGAGAAGUAUAAGGACCGGUUAUUGGCAAUUGGAGAGGUUGGACUAGAUUUCUCUCCCAGAUUUGCCGGCACUAACGAACAGAAGGAAGAGCAAAGACAAGUUUUGACCAGACAGGUCCAAUUAGCCAAAAGGCUAAAUUUACCUUUAAAUGUUCACUCCCGCUCAGCUGGAAGACCUACAGUCAGCCUCCUACUUGAGCAAGGUGCUGACAAGGUACUGCUGCAUGCAUUUGAUGGUCGGCCAUCUGUAGCUAUGGAAGGAGUGAAAGCUGGAUACUUCUUCUCAAUUCCCCCUUCUAUCAUAAGAAGUGGACAGAAGCAGAAACUUGUGAAACAGUUGCCUUUAACUUCUAUAUGCUUAGAAACAGAUUCACCUGUACUAGGACCAGAAAAACAGGUACGGAAUGAACCCCGGAACGUUUCCAUUUCAGCAGAAUACAUUGCCCAGGUGAAAGGGAUCUCAGUGGAAGAAGUUAUAGAAGUGACAACACAGAAUGCAUUGAAACUGUUUCCCAAGCUUCGACACCUACUCCAGAAGUAGCUUCAAAACCAUCCAUUGCCAAAGCAAAUGAACUGCAGGGGGCAGCAUUUCAGAAGUCGUGUCCAGAUUAAAGAAUCUUAACUGAGGAAGACAUUUACUAGGGAUAUAGAAGAAGAUUAUUUUAGAGUGAUUUUUCUCUUAGAAAUAAAACUGGUCCUGGAUCCUAACACCCGGGUUCUGAUUCGAGCCUUGUGCUGCUUUCCAGUUAGCCAAGACCUGGCAGGAGUCGAAAACACCACUGGUUCUUGCCUUGCGCCAUUAAAUAGAACUGCCAUUGAAAGUAGCCAUUGCCGUGGGAAGGGCUGCUCCUGCAGGGAGUGUGUAGUUACUAUUGUGAUGACAGUGGGAGAAGUCUCCAGUUUACUCCUUAACCAUGUGUUGAAAAAAUUGGGGAUGUCAGGCAGUUGGCAUAAUGGCUGUUGCUGGACUCCCGUGCAGUCGACUGCGGUUUGAGUCCCAGACUCAGUGGCUUGAACUCUUGCUGGGUGU
Molecule: messenger RNA, 1394 nt
Organism: Tupaia belangeri chinensis (Chinese tree shrew)
Lineage: Eukaryota; Metazoa; Chordata; Mammalia; Scandentia; Tupaiidae
Gene: TATDN3
Product: TatD DNase domain containing 3
Exons: 10
Coding region: 81-905 (274 amino acids)
Molecular function (GO): hydrolase activity, acting on ester bonds
Source: RefSeq, a predicted model, not a curated record